CUUUCAUCCGCGAGACACACGCUCGCUCACACACACCCAGGGGCCGGGGCGGCUGAGCACCCCAGCCGCGCCUCACUCCUCCUGGGCUCUGCAGAAGACUGGGAUCCAGCCUCCAUCCUCACGGCUGCCUUUCCCUGAGAGCCGGGCUGGCGAGCGAUUUCUGCCAGCCGAUGAAGUGAUUUAUGAGCAUUACACAGCCCCGGUUCCUGCCAUACAGGUCACUGAAGCAUCAGAAAUCAAGACACCCAGAGGGAGAGGGACACAGGCGGCGCAGACGGCUGUGCUGCGGACUGGAGCAUGCCCAGGUUUCACCGCUGCUCACCUGCUCUUGCACCUCGAAGUCCAUAGCCAGGUGGGGAGGCAGAGAGAGACUCCCCUGUAUUUGCAGAGCCGAUACCAGCUGUAUCUGGCGCAAGCAGGUCUGCUGGCCAUGGGCAACCUGAUAAAGGUAUUGGGCAAAGAUUUAGAAAACUGUCCUCAUUUUUUCCUGGAUUUUGAAAAUGCUCAGCCCACAGAAGCCGAGACAGCUGUGUGGAACCAGGUCAACGCAGUGCUAGAGGAGGCACAGACAAUCCUGGCUGAACUGCAGUCCUACACGGGGGCUGGCCUGGAGAUUAGAGAGGCAAUCCAAAAUCCCAAUGACCUCCAGCUACAGGAGAAGGCCUGGAACGCCGUGUGCCCUCUAGUGGCAAAGCUGAAACGCUUCUAUGAGUUCUCUCUUCGACUGGAGAACGCUCUGCGCAGCUUGCUGGAGGCACUGACCAGCCCACCCUAUGCCCCGACUCAGCACCUGGAGAGAGAACAAGCCCUAGCAAAGCAGUUUGCAGAAAUCCUACACUUCACCCUCACCUUCGACGAGUUCAAGAUGACCAACCCUGCCAUCCAGAAUGAUUUUAGCUACUACAGAAGAACCCUCAGCCGAAAUCGCAUUAACAAUUUACAGUUGGAUGCCGAGAGUGAUGUUAACAAUGAAAUGGCCAACAGGAUGUCUCUCUUCUACGCAGAGGCCACGCCUAUGCUUAAAACUCUAAGCAACGCCACAACCAAGUUUGUUUCAGAGAACAAGACCCUCCCCAUUGAGGACACAACUGACUGUCUAAGCACCAUGGCCUGUGUCUGCAGGGUGAUGCUGGAGACCCCGGAAUACAGGAGCCGGUUCACUAACACCGAGACCCUUCUCUUCUGCAUGCGAGUGAUGGUUGGAGUCAUCAUCCUCUAUGAUCAUGUUCACCCCGUGGGGGCUUUCGCAAAGACCUCCAAAAUCGAUAUGAAAGGAUGCAUCAAAGUCUUGAAAGAUCAGCCUUCAACCAGCACAGAGGGGCUCCUGAACGCACUGAGGUACACCACUCGGCACCUCAACGACGACACCACAUCCAAGCAGAUCCGGGCCCUGCUGCAGUGAGAGUCUCGAGAGCAGUGGGGUGGGGGCGGGAUCUGUCCCGCUGGGGCCUGGAGGCUUCACUUAGAACUGUCAGCAGAAAAUUUUAAAAGUUGCCAUGUUGCUAUAAAUAACCAUGAUCAUAUUCCUCAUUUUGUAAAGAAAGGGAAAAGGGUUUAAAAAGAUAAAAAGACAGAAAUACAAGAACAAACUAAGCAGCCCACAAAUCCGCCCUCUCCAGCGUUCCCCUCCUCCCUCCCUCCCUCCAAAAAAGAUCAGUGUCCAACUCUGACAGGCUGUGUGUCACCCACUCCGUGUGUCUCCGUUCCCCCGCCCCAUCGGUGGUGACGUGACAUGCCCAGUUCUUAGCCUGCCUGAGCUUGGGCUGGGGGCUAGGAGAUGGAAGCCCGGGAGCAGGGGAGUGUCCCCAUGGUUCCCACAGGGGUACAGUGUAGGGUCACUUUAUCUGGACUAUGCCCCCCAAGUGUGAAGGGAGGGGUCCAGGGCAGGGCUAGCAGGAAGCCUCCCUUCCUGACAGAUGUAAAUAAUGUGCGUGAAUCGCUCCAAGGGUCCGGCUGUGACGAUGAUAAUGAUGAUGAAGAAGAAGAAAAAGGCAUCAUCUUUAAAUCCUCUCGCACUGAGUCCAUUGAAAAUAGCUCAGUGGUACCUUUUAGAUUUUUAAUAUAAAAAUUAAAAUCCACUCACCUGUUAUUUUGUACAUUUUUGUGUGAAAUAAAAUAAAAUUUAAUCUCUUUAUUGCCCGA
Molecule: messenger RNA, 2142 nt
Organism: Gopherus flavomarginatus (Mexican gopher tortoise)
Lineage: Eukaryota; Metazoa; Chordata; Testudines; Testudinidae
Product: CYFIP-related Rac1 interactor A-like
Exons: 13
Coding region: 431-1402 (323 amino acids)
Biological process (GO): regulation of actin filament polymerization
Molecular function (GO): small GTPase binding
Source: RefSeq, a predicted model, not a curated record